Molecule: messenger RNA, 1019 nt
Organism: Talaromyces proteolyticus
Lineage: Eukaryota; Fungi; Ascomycota; Eurotiomycetes; Eurotiales; Trichocomaceae
Product: putative transcriptional regulator
Exons: 1
Coding region: 103-870 (255 amino acids)
Source: RefSeq, a predicted model, not a curated record
UGGAGUGGAGGUGACGGAGAGGAGAGAGUAGGGGGACAUAAAUCUUCCACAGCCUGCCUGGCAGACUUCAUAUUUAUUCCUUUCUUAUGUUUAACCCAUACCAUGUAUCUCCGAGCAGUGCACGCCGAGCCCUCCAUUAAAGCCCUAUUCGAAUUUAUCAAGGAGAAUCCUCUGGGUAUCCUGACAACCUCCAUAGCCUCUCCUCACUAUCCUUUCCUACAAUCAAGCCAUAUCCCAUGGGUGCUAGAUACCAUUAGCGAGGACCCUGAUGUACCGGUGAAAGGUCGCCUUCGGGGGCAUUUGGCGAGACAAAAUCCCCAGUCGAAAGCAUUGAUUGAAGCCGUCUCCAACUCCUCAACAGGGACACUUCAACAUGAUGUUAUGGUUCUAUUCACGAGUCCUUAUCAUCAUUAUGUGACUCCGAAAUUCUACACUGAGACCAAACCAUCUACUGCCAAGGUCGUGCCGACAUGGAACUAUGCAGCUGUCCAGGUUUACGGCAAGGCCACCAUCUACCAUGACUCUUCUUCGGUGGAGACUUCCUUGUACCUCUCACAACAGAUUGGUGACCUGUCUAAACAAUGUGAAACCUCUAUUAUGGGAUAUUCUGGCCACGAAGGGAAGCCGGAGCCGUGGAGUGUCUCUGAUGCCCCGGAUCGGUAUAUUGAUAUAAUGAAAAAAAACAUUAUUGGCAUCGAGGUGUCAAUUGAAAGCAUUGGAGGCAAAUUCAAGAUGAGUCAAGAGAUGGGACAUGGUGAUCGCAAGGGCAUAAUUGAAGGGUUUCAAGAUCUCGCGUCGGACACUGGAACGCACAUGGCUGAUAUGGUGAGGAGGCGUGGGAAUAUGAAGGAUGCAGAGAGGAAGAUUUGAUGAUCUUUACAUGCAGGCGUAUUUCUGUAGACAAGAAAAAAUGAAGACUAUUUUAUCCACAUUUCAAGGACUUUUUAACAUCCUAUUGUAAAUAGAAGAUUUGCAAACCAAGCGACAUUGUUGCACGAUGGCCGAAUUUCGGAGUCGCC